AUGUCGCCAAUUACAAAUUUCUUCAAUUCCAAAGAUAUAAAUAAAAUAAUUUUUGUGAAUGAUAUGCGCUCAUUUUUAUAUAUUGUGAUUUGUUAUUGUGGAUUGUACAGCAGGAUUAAAGCAUGUAUAUCCGGAAAAGGGACAAACAAAAAGCGUGAUUCUGUCCGAGAAUCGGUAGUGCCGCAGCACGCUAAGGUAUACGGCAAGUACUUUUCUGGCAACCGGGGCGAAAGAAUGCAUCGCAUAUGCUCAUCAGACUCACUCAAUAAUCCCAAUGCAUCAGAAUCAAUGUCUGAGAUUGCAGUCCACCCGUGGCGUGCCAAUGAAACUACCUCUAGUAACAGAGCAUAUGGGGCGCAACAGGGAGCAUCAGGAUCGUAUAAUACAGCGAGUUCGGGGCGAAAUUCGCAAUCACGAAUACGUUGUGAGGUAGCUACAGCUCGUGAAGGUGAUUAUGACAAUCUUUCGCGCUCAAGACUCUACCAAAGCGCCACUGAUAAGAGCAUACUAUCACGAGUGGAUGAAGAACCAGCUCAAAACCUUCGUCAACAUGAGCACGAAAUACCCGAAGAAGCAUCUAAUCGUUGUGAAACAGGCAAAAAACGUGAUGAUAUGGGGACAAUGUGUAAGAAUUGCCACCAGCGUUCAGCUUAUUGUACUAUAUUCACGCAAAAGAAAGGAGAACCGCUGAUUGAGACUACCCGACAAAACAAAACGCCCAUAAAAAGUACGUGUGAUGAUGAGUUGCAAACUCUACAGGCACUGCAACGACGUAUAGAUCAGAAAAUGAGAAGUUUAGAAGAAGAGAUUAAUAGCAUACAUAGCAAGUUAGAUAGACGUAAAAAAAACGAUAAACGAAUGUAA
This is a messenger RNA of Vavraia culicis subsp. floridensis, 864 nucleotides long. RefSeq lists its product as uncharacterized. Lineage: Eukaryota; Fungi; Microsporidia; Pleistophoridae. The coding region runs from base 1 to 864 and encodes 287 amino acids. The transcript has a single exon. The record is from RefSeq and is a predicted model, not a curated record.